Messenger RNA from Olea europaea var. sylvestris, 1282 nucleotides. RefSeq names its product transcription factor MYB52-like. The transcript is spliced from 3 exons. Lineage: Eukaryota; Viridiplantae; Streptophyta; Magnoliopsida; Lamiales; Oleaceae. Gene Ontology annotation, biological process: regulation of DNA-templated transcription. Bases 310 to 1053 code for a protein of 247 amino acids. The record is from RefSeq and is a predicted model, not a curated record. Gene Ontology annotation, molecular function: DNA-binding transcription factor activity, RNA polymerase II-specific; RNA polymerase II cis-regulatory region sequence-specific DNA binding. Gene Ontology annotation, cellular component: nucleus.
AAUAAGAGGUGCUGGUAUGUCCAAAUCCUCCCACUUUCUAACGGAAAACACUUUAUUAUCUUGAAACCUAAUUAAAUCCUCUCUUAGCAUGUACAUUUUUUCUCUCUUUGUCUUCUCCACCUCCACCGGCAAAAUUCUUUUCGACCCAAGAAUUUCGUCUUAUAGAACAUAUAUGUAAUACCACUUUUCAUCCUUCAUCUGCAAAGUUUCUUUAUUUUGUUCCAGGGAAGAACUAAUUGAUAUUAGCUGUUUAGAAGAACUAGGGUUUCAAGAUUUUUCUGGAAGUUUAUCGUUAGCUGGCCGGAGCAGAUGUGUAGCAGAGGGCACUGGAGACCAGCUGAAGAUGACAAGCUUCGUGAAUUGGUCGAACGAUAUGGACCACAUAACUGGAAUGCCAUAGCUGAAAAGCUACAGGGAAGAUCAGGGAAGAGUUGUAGGUUGAGGUGGUUCAAUCAGUUGGAUCCAAGAAUUAACCGAAGCCCUUUCACAGAAGAAGAAGAAGAGAGGCUUCUUGCUUGUCAUCGGAUUCAUGGGAACCGAUGGGCUAUAAUUGCUCGGCUCUUCCCCGGUCGUACUGAUAAUGCUGUGAAAAAUCACUGGCAUGUUAUCAUGGGUCGAAAAUGGAGAGAGAGGUCGAAAAUAUACGCCAAAAGAUCAGCACAAGCUUUGGGAAAUGAUCAAAAGCCCUCAUCAAAUCAAGAUAUCCCAGUUUUCGACGAAAAAAGUUUGAGCUUUAAUCCUUUAGUAGAAAAAUAUCCUCAGAAAUUCGAGUACCCUUUAACGUACAGUCAACCCCUACACCGGAAGGAGCUUCAUUCGGACAAUAUGGUACAUCACAUGGAGAUAGAUGAAGAUAGAAGAAAACCAACAAUAGAGUUCUACGACUUUCUUCAAGUGAAUUCCGAUAACUCGAACCGAAAUGAAGUAAUAGAACAUGCAAAGAAGUUAGACGACGAGGACGUGGAGCAGGAACUUGUAGCAGUUCAAAAUCAAACGAAGGAGGCUGCUGCUGUUCAGUUUAUAAAUUUUCUAUCAGUUCAAAGAGACUCUUAAAUCUUCUUAACUUUGCUUUCUUGAAUAUAAACAAUGCAGGGUUAAAUUACGAUAUCAAGAAGGUUUAGCAGAUAAUAUACUUCUGAUUAUUCAGUUUUUCAAAACUAUAGGAUCAAUCCUGAAUAUGCAUUGGCAGAGGAAUCUGCAUGCAUGUGUAAUUAGGGUAUACAUGUAGCUUUUAUAAUUAUGUAUUGAAAAAUUGAAUGAAAAGAAAAGAAAAAUCUUCAUA